AUGAAGUUGUUGGAUGAUGCAUACCUCGCUCUGGCAGAGACAAUUCAGUGCUGUGCACCUUUGUUGAGAGAGCAGCAAGCGCCUACACGUGGCAUUGAGAAGCCCAUGAGAAUUGAGCAUCACCAACCACGUCUCGUACCUCCGCCAAUUCCGGAGCCUCAAGAGGAUGGCGUAAGAGGUCGUGAAUGGGUCGAGAGGACGAAGAGUUUCGCAUCCCGCGCAUCAAGCCGCGGUAGCUUCUCUGUGAGAAGGACUUUCAAUGCCUAUAAUGGACCGCGCCGGCCGCGCAUCGGGGCUCCCACGGAGUUUCGACAUAUCGAGAACGCGAUGCCCAGGAGGACUGACAGGUUUAGACCUCUGGAACUGAGCAUUUACAUGCCUGAGAAUCAGUUGUCCCCUAUAUUGUCCCAUUUCGGGCCUGUCGAGGAUGUGCCGAACGAGAUGCCAUUCCCACCACCAGCCUUUACACAUUCAAGAUCCGACUCUGCAAUGUCCUUUCGGAUACCGCGGAAACCCGUCCGUUCCAGCUCUGGGACGUCUGGUACUUCUGAAUGGACAGCUCACUAUAAGCCACGACUUGAGUCUUUGAGUACACAGCAAUUGCUGGCAGCAUUAGAGUCCGAGCUUCCGAAACCACCACCUCCUGCUCGCCUGAGAUCGAUGACUGAGCCACCUGCGUAUCAACGGGUCAAGUCGGCUCUUCAUGAGAAGUUUGAAUUGGAGCAACGUCUAAAAGACAUUGAAGAGAUUAUCGAGGAAAGAAAGAGUAUCUACCUGAAUAGUCGACCAACGAGUCGUGCGUUGAGUCGGGCCGACAGCAUCUAUUCUGAGAGUCAAGAACCGAUGCCACCUCCACCUGACGUCCGGUCAUUCACACCUGUACCGACGCUACCAACUGCACCAUCUUUUGCUGCUCGUGUUGCUCUUCCUCAUGCCGAUCAGCGGCCCAGAACGGCCCCAACUAAGACAGUUCAUAUUCCCACGCGUCUUAAGUCAUUUACGGAAGCAUCAGCAGCAUUCACCACACCUUCACCUUCUUCAACAUCUUCAAGAACCCAAUCACGUCCUGAACGCUCACUUCCUCCACCCCCACCUCUACCUCUCGUACUUCAAUCACCUCCUCCACUCCGAAAGAAGAAGUCAUUCUCCCGCGUAUCAACUUGGCUUUUCCCAUCUUCAAAUGAGCACGCUCGCAAUGGCUCCCUCGACUCAGUCACCAACACACCUAAGGCUUUGACCAGCCGAGAGGGCUUCUAUCAAUGCGUCGAUCUUCAACAGUCCUCUCGCCGAGUCAGCACUUCUACAGUCAGCACAGUGAGCACGCUUGAAAGCGAACUAGAUGAGCCAACUAUCCCAACGACUUGGACCCCAGAUUCGAGUCCUGGCAUUGGACACAAGCGAGAUGUUCAGAUACGACAAUUCUCAAUUGAGUCUGAAAGGAACGAGAAGAGUCUUGAAUUGACGAAAGUAAGGACGUUUGGUGAGAAGGAGAUGGGUCCUAAUGGGAGGUGGAGAGUGGAGCCCAUACCAACACAUGUACCAGGAAGAAACAGUGUUGGUGUCGCAUUUUGA
Messenger RNA from Mollisia scopiformis, 1572 nucleotides. RefSeq lists its product as uncharacterized. Bases 1 to 1572 code for a protein of 523 amino acids. NCBI's taxonomy places the organism in Eukaryota, Fungi, Ascomycota, Leotiomycetes, Helotiales, Mollisiaceae. The transcript is spliced from 4 exons. The record is from RefSeq and is a predicted model, not a curated record.